AUGGCAGGGAAGCUGGGGGUCCUCUUGCUGGCCCUCGUGCUCAGCCUGGCGCAGCCAGCCUCGGCCCGCCGGAAACUCCUGGUGUUUCUGUUGGACGGCUUCCGAGCAGACUACAUCAGCGAUGAGGCCCUGGAGUCCUUGCCCGGGUUCAAAGAGAUUGUGAGCAGAGGGGUCAAAGUGGAUUACUUGACCCCGGACUUUCCCACUCUCUCUUAUCCCAAUUACUACAGCCUCAUGACCGGUCGCCACUGUGAGGUCCAUCAGAUGACCGGGAACUACAUGUGGGACCCCGACAACAACAAGUCAUUUGACUUAGGUAUCAACAGAGACAGCCGGUUGCCCCUCUGGUGGAAUGGAUCAGAACCUCUGUGGGUCACUCUGACCAAGGCACAAAGGAAGGUCUACAUGUACUACUGGCCAGGCUGUGAAGUUGAGAUUCUUGGUGUCAGACCUACUUACUGCCUGGAGUAUAAAUCUGUCCCAACGGAUAUCAAUUUUGUCAACGCAGUCAGCGGCGCUCUUGAUGUCUUCAAGAGUGGCCAGGCGGACCUCGCAGCCAUCUACUAUGAGCGUGUCGAUGUGGAAGGCCACCAUUACGGGCCCUCGUCGGCACAGAGGAAAGACGCCGUGAAGGCCGUGGACACCGUGAUGGCGUACAUGACCAAGUGGAUCCAGGAACGGGAGCUGCAGGACGACCUUAACGUCAUCAUCUUCUCAGAUCACGGGAUGACUGACAUUUCCUGGACAGACAAAGUGAUUGAGCUGGAUAACUACAUCAGCCUCCGUGACCUGCAGCAGCUGAAGGGGCGAGGGCCCGUUGUGAGCCUGUGGCCGGCCCCCGGGAAGCAUUCUGAGAUAUAUAACAAAGUGAGGCGAGUGGAGCACAUGACUGUCUAUGAGAAGGAAGACAUUCCAAGCAGGUUCUAUUACAAGAAAGGGAAGUUUGUCUCCCCUCUGACCCUAGAGGCCGAUGAAGGAUGGUUCAUAACUGAGAAUCGAGAGUCGCUUCCAUUCUGGAUGAACAGCACUGUCACCCGCAAGCCUGAAGGCUGGCACUGGGGCUGGCACGGAUACGACAACGAGCUCAGAGCCAUGAGGGGCAUCUUCCUGGCCUUCGGACCUGAUUUCAAAUCCGACUUCAGAGCUGCUCCCAUCAGAGUCGUGGAUAUCUACAACCUCAUGUGCAAGGUGACAGGCGUCACCCCCCUGCCCAACAACGGGUCCUGGUCCCGGGUGAUGUGUAUGCUGAAGGACCCGGCCAGCUCGGCCCCGGGCGCCCCACCCAGCGGUGCACUGGUCACCGUCCUGCUGGCACUGCUGGUGAUGCUGGCCUAG
Messenger RNA from Budorcas taxicolor (takin), 1335 nucleotides. It is a transcript of the gene ENPP6, whose product is annotated as ectonucleotide pyrophosphatase/phosphodiesterase 6. The record is from RefSeq and is a predicted model, not a curated record. The coding region runs from base 1 to 1335 and encodes 444 amino acids. The transcript is spliced from 8 exons. NCBI's taxonomy places the organism in Eukaryota, Metazoa, Chordata, Mammalia, Artiodactyla, Bovidae.